Molecule: messenger RNA, 1836 nt
Organism: Hordeum vulgare subsp. vulgare (domesticated barley)
Lineage: Eukaryota; Viridiplantae; Streptophyta; Magnoliopsida; Poales; Poaceae
Product: gallate 1-beta-glucosyltransferase 84A23-like
Exons: 1
Coding region: 142-1509 (455 amino acids)
Molecular function (GO): UDP-glycosyltransferase activity
Source: RefSeq, a predicted model, not a curated record
UAGCAUUUUUUGAUAGCAGCUCUAAGCCGCCACACCUCGCAAUCUAAAAUCCCAGCAACUCCACCAACAUUUCGCUGUCAAAAUCCCACCAACUCCAACUCUAUUUCAAGAGUGCAGGACAUAGUAGUUGAAGCAGCUGCCAUGACGAUGACGACGACCCCUGUUCGGCCGCACGCCCUCCUCGUGUCCACUCCAUUCCAGGGCCACAUCAACCCCCUCAUGCGCCUUGGCCGCCGCCUCGCCGCCAAGGGCGUGCUAGUCACCUUCACCACCGCUCUCCGCGCGGCCGUCCGCGUGGAGGAGGACAGCGACGGCCACGAGCGCGCGGGGUUCCGGUUCGAGCGCCUGCACGGCGGCGGGCUAUGGGAGCCGGAGGAUCCACGGUUCAGCGACGCCGGCGACAUGGCGCGCCAUGUCGAGGCCGCUGGACCGGCGGCGCUCAAGGAGCUCAUCCGCCGGGAGGCCGAAGCUGGGCGGCCGGUGACGUGCGUCGUGACCAACGCCUUCGUCCCGUGGGCGCUCCGCGUGGCUGGCGAGCUGGGCCUCCCCCGCGGCAUGCUGUGGAUCCAGUCCUGCGCCCUGCUCUCCGUGUACUACCACUACGUGCACUCGCUCGCGGCGUUUCCCGAGGCGGACGACGACGCGCCCGGCCGCUCGCUAUUGGUGGCGAUCCCUGGGCUGCCAGACCUCGCCAUGGACGAGCUCCGUCCCCUCCUGAUUUACGCCUCCGACCAGUACAUGUGGCGAAAGAUGCUCGUCGAGGAUCUCGGCGGCAUCCGCGAGAGGGUAUCGUGGGUGUUCGUCAACACCUUCGACGAGCUCGAGCACGAGGCCAUCGCGGCGCUUGGCGAGCACGUCCAGGUUAUACCAGUCGGCCCUCUCAUCGAGCCGGAAACCGACGGGCCCUCCGAUGACGACGGCUGCAUCGCGUGGCUCGACGCGCAGGCGCCGCGCUCGGUGGUGUUCGUCGCGUUCGGGAGCCUGGUGAAGACGGGCGACGACGAGACUGCCGAGAUAGCGGAGGGGCUGGUCAGCACGGGCCGGCCGUUCCUCUGGGUGAUGCGCGACGACAACCGCGCGGUCCUCUUUCAGGGCACACUGGACGGCCUCAAGGCGGCCACCUUGUGCGGCCGAGGCAAGGUCGUCCCGUGGUGUAAGCAGGCGCACGUGCUCGCGCACGGCGCGAUCGGCUGCUUCGUCACGCACUGCGGAUGGAACUCUACCGCGGAGGCGCUCGCCGCGGGCGUGCCGGUCGUUGCCAGCCCGAGGUGGUCCGAUCAGAACAUCAACGCGAAAUUCCUAGUGGAUGUGUACCGAAUCGGCGUCCGUGCCCCGACGCCGGUGACAAGGGAAGCGCUCCAUCUAUCCAUCGAGGAGGUCAUGAGCGGGCCGGAGGCGGGAGAGAUGGAACUUCGAGCGGCCAGCUGGAAGGAGAAGGCGCGUGCGGCGCUGGCCGGCGGCGGGUCGUCGGAUAACGGCGUCCAAGCUUUUGUUGACCAAAUAAAGUAAGCACACUAGGUCCCAAAGAUAGCGUGCUUAUUACUCCCUUUGAAAACAAACACAAACGUAAGACGUUUGAGGUCACUAAGGGCAUGACCAACGCUACAUGGUGGACGGCUGCCCCAUCUGCCACAUUAGCACUUAAUGGAGUGUGACGUCGUCCUCGUGAUGGUUAUUUGGGAGUAUUUCAAGUUUUGCUAAAACUGUAAUUUGACAUCAUUCACCAGGUCAGCCGCUAUAAUUUACGUCAUCAUACAUUCUUUUUUUCCUUUUCUCUUUUUGAGCGGUAGAAGGCAAACUUUAUAUUUUUUUUAAUAAUAAAGCAGCUAUUGUUUU